Messenger RNA from Pseudoliparis swirei, 5540 nucleotides. RefSeq names its product transmembrane protein 63C (gene tmem63c). Gene Ontology annotation, cellular component: plasma membrane. Lineage: Eukaryota; Metazoa; Chordata; Actinopteri; Perciformes; Liparidae. The record is from RefSeq and is a predicted model, not a curated record. Gene Ontology annotation, molecular function: calcium-activated cation channel activity. The transcript is spliced from 23 exons. Bases 254 to 2776 code for a protein of 840 amino acids.
GCACGUUUUGAGUGUUUCUACACGAUGGGUGAGACGGAAAUAAUAUCUUGUUGUUAAACUGCCAAGUCAUGCUGUGACGUUUGUCCAAAUGUUGUGUGAAACCACCCCGUAUAGCCAGCCUGCAUCCGUCAGCAUCCUGCUCUGCUCCGGAGGUGGAGAGUGUGUCUGUGAGCAUCAGCAGGGAGCAGCGUUCAAAGUGGCUGAUGCAGGAAGAAGAACGGCAGUGACUCGAUAAAGGUAUGGUCCAGGGCUGAUGGCGCACUCUGAGCUGUUCGAGACAAGAGCGCCCCCUGUGGAGGGGGCAGGUGUGGAGCGGGGUGGUCUCGGCUUCCUGGAUACUUUUGGAGAAGACAACGGCACCGCGGAGAGAUGCUACCGCUCGCACUCCGGCAGCAACGUCCUCCAAGGCCUGCCGUUUGGAGGAGUGCCCACGGUCCUCGCCAUCAAUGUCGUGCUCUGGAUGAUCCUGUUGCUCAUCUUCUCCUGUCUGAGGAAGGCUGCAUGGGACUAUGGCCGCCUGGCUCUGCUGAUGGGGAAUGACAGUCUCACAUCGCUGUUUUAUGGAGAACCAAGUGAGAAAGAGAAGUCUCCGUCAGAGUCCAGCCCCUCCGACUCUGAGACCAAGGACAUGGGCUUCUGCUCAUGGCUGUCAUCACUCUACCAUAUGAAGGAUGAGGAGAUCCGUAGCAAAUGUGGCAUCGAUGCCGUCACGUACCUGUCCUUCCAGCGCCACAUCAUCCUGCUCAUGACAGUGGUCUGCCUGCUGUCUUUGGCCAUAAUCCUGCCGGUCAACUAUUCUGGGAACCUCCUGGGAGACAGUCCUGAAAACUUUGGAAGAACAACACUGGCUAAUGUUAGUGCAAAGGACAGCUUCCUGUGGCUGCACAGCAUCGUGGCGCUGGUCUACUUCGUCAUCACGGUGCUGUGUAUGGCUCACCACUUGAUACGGCUGGAGUACCGAGAAGACGAGCAGGUAGCCAGGACACUGAUGAUCACCUCCAUCCCAAGAGAGAUCUCGGACUCCGGACUGCUCACCAAACACUUCCAUGAGGCCUACCCCAGCUGUACUGUCACCGAUAUCCAAUUCUGCUUUGAUGUCCACAAGCUGAUGAGGCUGGACUUGGAGAGACGCAAGGCAAUGAAAGGCAGGCUGUACUUUGCCACAAAGGCCCAAAAGGAAGGGAGGAUCAUGAUCAAGACCCAUCCAUGUGCUCAGAUAUUCUGCUGCGACAUCUGUGGCUUUGAAAAGGUGGAUGCAGAGCAGUACUACAGCGAGUUAGAAGAAAAGCGGACGGACGAGUUUAACGCCGAGAAGAACCGCAUCUCCAUGAAGAGGCUCGGCAUCGCCUUUGUGACUUUCCGUGAUGAGAGGAUGACUUCUGUCAUUGUGAAGGACUACUGUUGCGUACGCUGCCGCCGCAGACCCCAGCAGUCCAGCAUCACCACUGUGGUGCAGUCGCAAAAGUGGGGGGUCAACUACGCACCUGCUCCGAGUGACAUCAUCUGGGAAAACCUGUCGGUGUGCGGAUCUCGCUGGUGGCUCCGAUGCGUCCUCCUCAACGCCCUCCUCUUCCUGCUGCUGUUCUUCCUCACCACUCCCGCCAUCAUCGUCAACACCAUGGACAAGUUCAACGUCACGAGGCCCGUGGACAGCCUGCGGAGCCCUGUCAUCACCCAGUUCUUCCCAACCCUCCUGCUGUGGGCGUUUUCGGUGCUCCUGCCUUUCGUCGUCUACUACUCAGCCUUCUUUGAGUCCCACUGGACCAGAUCUGGUGAGAACCAAGUGACGAUGCACAAGUGUUUUUUCCUGCUGGUCUUCAUGGUCAUCAUCCUGCCCUCACUUGGUCUGUCCAGCCUGGACCUGUUCUUCACAUGGCUUUUUGAUGUCAACUUCUUGGAAGAGAAGGAGGUCAAAUUCCAGUGUGUGUUUCUUCCUGACAACGGUGCAUUCUUUGUGAACUAUGUGAUCACAUCCAGUCUGAUCGGCACAUCUAUGGAGCUGCUUCGUAUCCCAGCGCUGACGGUGUAUGCCCUCCGCCUCUGCUUUGCCAAGUCCCAGGCUGAGCGCAUUCACGUCAAACGGAGCCAGGCGUAUGAGUUCCAGUUUGGCCUGGAGUACGCCUGGACCAUGUGUAUCUUUGCAGUCACAAUGACCUACAGCAUCACAUGUCCCAUCAUUACACCAUUUGGUCUGCUCUACGCGGUCCUGAAGCACAUGGUGGACCGAUACAACAUCUACUAUGCAUACAUUCCCACUAAACUCAGCCAACGGAUCCACAGAGCAGCCAUCAGCCAGGUCAUCCUGGCCCCCAUCCUCUGCAUGUUCUGGCUGCUCUUCUUCUCAAUGCUCAGAUUAGGUCCCGUUCAUUCCAUCACCCUCUUCACGUUGGUGUCCCUCCUCGCCUGCAUUGCCUUUUCCCUCUUCCGCUUGUGCCUUAGGAAGCAACCCGACAAGUCAACAAGCUAUCAGAUGUCCGAUCAGCAAGCAGAGGAGACGUUUACUGAUGAAGACAGGAGUACCGAAACAUCCGCUACAGCUUCUAGUCUGUUUGUGGCGUCGGUGCUGCUGGAGCCAGAGCUGGCUUUGACUCCCAUGCCGUCCCCGGCCCACCACAGCUACGGCACCAUGGCCAGCUCCCAGAGUUCAAACCACGGCGCGGCGGAGGAAGAGCGGGGUGAGGAAGGCCACGCCCAGACCCGUGAGACUGAACUCCAAGACCCCCCAGACCCCUACUGCUCCAGCCCCGUCAUGGACAGCCUCGUAGGCUUCCAGUAACGCUAAAUCCCCGAGCUGAUUGCACGUGUCCUUCAGGAUGCGAAAUGCUGCAACGCUGCAUUUCCGUCGCCUCAGACCACACUGAGCUCGAUGAAGAGCCUGAAAAGGAAACAAUGCAGGAUCCCCGUAAACACCGCCAUAAAUAUAUAGACGUCUCCUGAACUCGUCUCGUGGACAGAAACACCGAUCUCUCCGGACGAUACAUCCCUUAAAUGUACAGAUUAUUUCAGUUAGACUAUUUGGAUGCUCCAUGAUUCGGGAUCGCAACUUCUCCCGUGACUUCGUUCGCAAGUAAAAAAAGGUUUAAAGUAACGAAAGUGUCCGCGGUGGAAUUGUCUUUGGGUUGCUAUCGGAGAUCCUCUCUCCACGCUGUGCCACUCGGACGUGAGUGGAGGUGAAAGUUCCUCCCAGUGUGGGUGGUGUGAGCAGGCUUGCCCCCCGGCAGGCUGACGGAGUGGUCCGGGCCCGGGCGAUAUCGGAUUCCUCGAACGCGGAGCUCGGGGAGGCUGAGGGCGAGGGCAGCGAGUUGUGAAGCCAUCUGCAGCGAGAGCGCAGACAGACGGAGGGCCGCCUGUAACUCAGAGAUGUGAUAUACGUACGCGCUCACCGAGGAGGCACACGCAGCUUCGCUGUACCUGGAGCGUGUUGGAACGAGCGUACAUUUAAAGGUUGCUAUUUUUGCUACAGUAUUUUCGGUGUCAUUGAUGUUGUGCUUUGGGUUUGGGCGCUACUGGAGAUCGUUUAGGGAUUCGCAGAGUCGUCUCGUCUUAAUCAGAGUAUUCCCGUAUUAUGCUAUUUUGACUGCGUAUGUGAUCCAAUUAAUUUAUUUAUUCAUUUAUUCGUUCAACAAUUUCACUUUCUUGCUGGGAGUUGGAUGAGAAGAUCAAUACCGCCUCCACAUGCGAGUGUGCUGUACAUCUAAUUCUCUGCAAGAACAGAAAUAGCUUUUUUUAUCAUAAAUUGCAGAAUAUUUUGAACAAUAUACCGUGGCGUCUACUUCUUCUCACAAGACAAAGUUAUUGAACUCUCGAGAAGAAUGUAUUCAUUUAUAAUUUAAAUGGAACAUGUUUGCAUGCAUGUUGAUGAUGUUGUAUAAAUGAGGAAUGCAUUUCCAUCCUUAACCAUAAGGUCGAGUUUCACGUGUCCUAAUCUCAUCGUCUGUGUGUUUCCAAGUUGUAGGAAUUGGAAUGAAAGUAUGUUUUGCUCCUGAAUGUAAAAUGAUGGUAGUUUGUUAUGUCUCUUGCUGCCUUGAACAAACACGUCCUUUCGUGUGACAAUCGAGCAUGGCCUCAAAUAUGCUGCAUGGACUCAAAACUAAAAAGGCAGAGAAACAUCCAAGAGAUGAAAACACAAAAGCAACUAUCUUGAAAAACAACCCAGAGUAGUAAACAGGCAUGUUUACAUAGUUAGUUAAUUCUGUUAGUCAUCAGAUACGCAGGAGGUUCAUUCCACUGAGAUGUUGACCAAAUCAUCUUCAAACAACGUCCUCUUACGGCCUUUUUCUGGAGCUUAUGUCUAUAUUUCAUCUUCAACUGCAGAUUAGUUUGUUCAGUUGUCAUGGACAUGGUGAACUGUACAUGUUCAGACUUUAUACUAUCGUCGUGCAGGUAUGGACUUUUCUUUACAUGCUUUAUAGUUUAUUCAUGUUAAUAAAAUAAUCUCUACCCAAGGUCCACUCACUUGCUCUUUCUGAAACCUUUAAGAGUAAACUAUAAUGUUCGACUUGCACAUGGAGAAGUCCUCCAGAUGGUUUACCUGUUUACACAUCACUGAGAACUGAGCAAACUUCAUCUGCUGAGGAACACCAUGUGAUAUGAUGAAAAGCUCUGGAACAAGCUGGUAAUUAUUAUAAUUUUAAGGUUAAGAACAGUCGAGCUCACCACUACGCCAUCUUACUGUGUGUGUUUACAUCGCAGCAGUUCCCUCACUUCUUUAAGGUUUUUUAGUAUUAAGUCCUUUCCGGUGCCUUGUUGUUGAUUUCAAUCACAUUUGUUUUUGUUCAUGUCAGAUGUACCACCAAGUUUUCUCCAGAGGAUACAAUCUAUCUGUUAUCUAUCCAGUGGCAUUAACUUUACAUGUUAUAUUAACAGUGACCUAGAAUCAUAGGCCUGUGUCACACAAUGUGUUUUCAGAUUUACGGAUGACAUAUUACGCAUAAUAUUAAAUCAUCUUGCUACAUUUUACAUGGAAUCUAACUGUAGUUUCUCAUGCUGUAUAAAAGAGAUGAAAGCUGGCAGCAGAGCCAGAGUGGUUCGUGUAGAGAAUCAUGAAGAAAAAUCUAUUUGGAAAAAUAAACAUCAAAGAGCAUCUCGACAUGUCUGUGAACUACCAAUGUGUCCUGUGGGUUUCAUAGAUCAUUAAACAUACUUUACUUUGAAAAAUCCAAAAUAAAACUUAUUAGGUCAUUCUUAGCUCUAAUGUCCAUGCAAGGAGGGAUUGUCCAUUUUCACGCUUAACAAGUUUUAUUGUAUCCUGUCAUGUCUUUUCAUAUGCUGUAUGUGGCUUGGUCACGCAAAGUCUAUUUGGAGGUACAUUAGCUCUCCAGACAUGUCCACUGGUUUUCACUCUUGGUUAUGUAUCAUAAGUGCUUUAUUUCAUACCGUAUGUGCGCCUGCUGUAGAUGUGGGUUGUUGUAUCUUCAAGAAGGUUGAGGUUAAAGGAAAGACACCGUUGGAGACUGAUCUCUGUCAGCUGUGUUGUCAAAGAGUUUUCAUCCGUCAAAAGUGAAGUGCUGUGAUCUGCAAUUAAAAUGAAUUCAACUCAA